Caenorhabditis remanei is the source of this 630-nucleotide messenger RNA. RefSeq lists its product as uncharacterized. Lineage: Eukaryota; Metazoa; Nematoda; Chromadorea; Rhabditida; Rhabditidae. The transcript has 4 exons. The record is from RefSeq and is a predicted model, not a curated record. Bases 1 to 630 code for a protein of 209 amino acids.
AUGGAGAUGCUUAAUACAUUAAGAGAUACACUUAGCAGUGUACAAGCAGAAUUGAGCACCGGUGUCGAGAAGCUUCGAAUGAAUGUGACGGCGAAUAUGGCAGCGCAACAAAAAGUUUCCACCGAAUCAGUCAAUGAAAUUUUAAACACUUCCGCCGGAAAUGAGUUAUUACAAAAUUUCCAAAAUCUGAUAACCGAAGUGGAGGAGAAUGGAGCGGAAGGCGGUCGACUCGCUAAUCUCUGUAGUACUCGAAUGGGGCGUUGUCAACAAAUGUGCAAGGAGAAGGCUGACGCCGUGAUGGAAAUCGAUGAAUUUCUUCGAAAUUCCGCAGAAUUCGAUAAGAAAAUUCGAGAAAUUAACGCACAGAUCACGAAAUUGGCUCGAUUCUGUAAUCAAACAGAGCAAGCGAUGACAUAUUUGGAAGCUCUUUGUGAGGUGGCUCAUACCGAGGGAGAAGUUGAUUUGAUUCGACAACAAGCGAGAUCUGCUGCCACUAUUGUUCAAAUCGAAUGUGAAUCUCCCAGUGUUUUGACUUCCCUCCGUUCUCGUCCAGAAGAUGCUGUCAAAGCUCAACAAGAAGAAGUGAUGCUCGAGGAAUUCUUGUCUUCGAAAAACGCUCAACUCCCAUAA